AUCAUACUUACGUCAGGUACUCACGAACUAGGGUUCCGUUUCGCCAAUAUGUCCGUAUCUCCUUUCUAUAUUUUAAGCUCUAUGCUCCUUAAUAUUGUCUCUCUUCUCCACCUCCCUACUCAUCAUGUCUUUAAGGAACCGUUUGGGCUGGCAAUGGAUUCAAAGAUGGUGGAGAAAGCCUGUUGAAAGCGCAGAGAGCUCCCUAACAGAGGCAACGGUUCAUCAAGCAUACAUGCCUCAAAGCACCCUUAUUGUCAACAAUGCUCGACUCGCGCACACAGACAAUGAGAUGGCUGAGCAACUGUGGACAAUAGAAUGCAGAGGAGGGAAGGUGGAGCGUGUGUCGCUAUCGGACGGAAGCAAUGAUGUCGUGCCUCUGCCGGACGUACACGAAAUUGAUGCGAAAGGGAGCUUGCUGUUACCUUCCCUCUGUCAUUCUCACAUUCAUCUCGACAAGUGCUUCAUUCUGGACCGCUGUAAAUGUGAAAUCGGAGAUUUUACCGAGGCCAUGAGGGUAACAGCUCGCGCCAAGCAGGUCUUUCGUGAUGAUCCAGACGAUCUUCUUCAGCGCGGAAGACGACUGGUACGCGAAAGUAUCGAAUGCGGCGUCACUUCAAUGCGAGCUCAUGUUGAGGUCGACUUCAUCGUUGAAUUAUCCUGUCUCGCAACGGCGGUCAAACUGAGAAACGAAUUCAAAACAGCGUGUAAUAUACAGAUCGCUGUCUUCGCGCAAGAAUCGUUGUUUGACUCGCCCACGGAUACAACGCCUGGUUCCAACUAUCAUUUUCUGAAGCAGGCUCUCGAGGAUCCUGAAGUAGAAGCCGUUGGUUCAGCCCCUUACGUCGAGUCAAAUAUCGCCCAAGCGAAGAAAAAUAUUACUUUGAUCUUGGAGCUAGCAGCUCGAACAGGUCUGCACGCCGACUUUCAUCUAGACUAUAAUUUAGAUCCAAGUACCGAGCCUCUUAUUUGGGAGGUUAUCCGAGAAGCGAAGAGAAUUGGCAUGAAUCGUACCGGUGGCAUAACCAUCGGACAUGCGACCCGUCUGCAACUCUUCACUCCGGACCAGUGGCAAGAACUCAAGGAGGCUAUCGGCAAACUCCCUAUUACGCUCGUCAGUUUGCCAAACUCCGACUUGUACAUGCAAGGCCGCGAGGACAGGGAUAAACCUCUCGGUCCGCCAAGAAGCACACUCCGCGUUCCUUACAUCGCUCGUAAAUACGAUUUGCAGGUUGCCAUGAGUGUCAACAACAUUGAAAACGCGUUUACGCCUCAAGGAUCGAUGGAUCCACUUGCCUUGUGUACCCUCGGCGUUGCCCUCUUCCAGUCUGCCACUCCCAGAGAUAUCAGAACCCUAAUAUGUUCUGUGACACUGACUUCUAAAUGCGCACUUGGGAUAGCGCCAAGCGACCUACCCCAAGACCUGUUCCCACAAAAGGGCGAUCCUGCAGACUUUGUGAUCAUCCAUGGAACUCAGACCCUAUAUCAAGCUGUUCUCAACCCCAGCUAUGAUCGAACGACGAUUCGUGGUGGCGUAGUUGUGGCCCGACGACUAACCAAGAAAUGGGUUAUGUGUAACCAACCUCGAGCUGUUGACGAGUCGGUUCUUCCUUGGUACAGACGCGUCAAGUGGUCAUAUAUGCUGUUCCCACCUUUCUUAUUGUAUGAAUUCCUCAUUGUGUUCAAAGCGAUUGAUUCGAUGUCCCUACACGAGCAGUGUGAAACUGAUGCAAGCUCCGUCUAGCUUUGACAGUCGAAUGCCGAAGCUCUCACACUUCAUUAUCUUGGGUUUUAUAACAUCCUGUUAUCCAGAAUGUCAGACACUCGAUGCUUCUUGUAAACUGCGGGUCCGUACUACGUGUGCAUCGCCUACGUCCAACGAUUUGCGGCGCACAAUCCCUUUUGAAAUCGUGAAUGAUGUCUUGGCGUGGAUGUCAUGGCGGGUUAAUCCCUACGUGCGCUCCAAUGAGGCGAGGACCAGAGAAGCUGGCACCUCGUUUCCAUCGCAUUUGAAGAGGUCCGACCGCCCCUGCACUUCGAGACACCAAAAUCAGAUAGCUGGAUGCCAAAGAUACCCA
Desarmillaria tabescens is the source of this 2075-nucleotide messenger RNA. RefSeq names its product Metallo-dependent hydrolase. The transcript has 8 exons. The record is from RefSeq and is a predicted model, not a curated record. Gene Ontology annotation, molecular function: hydrolase activity, acting on carbon-nitrogen (but not peptide) bonds, in cyclic amidines. NCBI's taxonomy places the organism in Eukaryota, Fungi, Basidiomycota, Agaricomycetes, Agaricales, Physalacriaceae. Bases 125 to 1741 code for a protein of 538 amino acids.